Myotis daubentonii (Daubenton's bat) is the source of this 1470-nucleotide messenger RNA. RefSeq names its product PRAME family member 15-like. The record is from RefSeq and is a predicted model, not a curated record. The transcript is spliced from 3 exons. The coding region runs from base 1 to 1470 and encodes 489 amino acids. NCBI's taxonomy places the organism in Eukaryota, Metazoa, Chordata, Mammalia, Chiroptera, Vespertilionidae.
AUGCUCCCACGUCUGUCUGAAACAUGUACUUCUCAUGGCACCAAGGGAAGCCCAUCCUACAAGCACAUUCUAAGACUUCGUUUGCACAGUAAAGGUAGCAUCACCUCAGUCCAACAGGCACCAGAGGAGAGAUUCAGAGUCCUCCAGCUCUGCAGUCGCUGCCGUGGUUCUCCACCAGGUCUGAGAUCUGAGCCCCAGCCAACCCAGUCACAGCAGACGUUUCGGAAGGAUUCCUUUCUGAGCACCUUGAAGAUGAACAUCCAGACCCCACCCACACUCCUGCAGCUGGCAGGAGAGAGCCUGCUGAGGGACCAGGCCUCAGCCAUCACAGCUCUGGAGUACCUGCCGGCUGCUCUCUUCCUGCCGCUGUUCAUUCAGGCCUACCGCAGGAGAAUCCCGGAGCCCCUGAAGGCGAUGGUGCACGCCUGGCCCUUCACUAUCCUCCCUCUGGGCUGCGUGUCACAUCUGUCCCUGGAUGAGGUCUUAAAAGCUGUGUUGGAUGAGCUUGACGUUCUGUUUGCCCAGGAGGUUCGGCCCAGGAAGUGGAAACUGCGGGUGCUGGAUUUAAGGAAAACAGGUGACAACUUCAGGAGAAUGUGGUGUGGAGACAGCACCCAGAAUUGCUCACUGACGGGACCAGUGGCUGUGCACAGCUCCAGCCCCAACAUGGAGCAUCCCUUGGCUCCCUUGGAGGUGUUCCUAGACCUUAACUUCAACGAAAGGGACGGGGAUGAGUUUCUCAUGUACAUCCUCCAAUGGGCCCAGCAGAGGGAAAGGUUAGUACACCUGUGCUGCAAGACCCUGAGGAUUUCUGAGGUGCCCUUCCAGAGGGUCAGAAAGGUCCUGGAUGGGGUGCAGCUGGACUGCAUCCAGGAGGUGGAAGUGAACUGCACCUGGGACCUGCCCACGCUGGGGACGUUUGCUCUUUACCUGGGCCGUCUGGACCAGAUGCUCAGGUGCCUGCAGACCCCCUUGGACAAACUCUCCAUAACAAAUUGCCAGCGGCUGACGCAUUCAGACCUGACACACUUGUUCCAGUGCCCGAACCUCAGGCAGCUGAAGUCCCUGGAUCUAUUUGGCCUCAGCCUCGCGGAUUUUAGUCUUGAGCCCCUCCGAGCUCUGCUGGAGGCAGUGGCACCCACCCUCCAGGACCUGCGCCUGGGUAACUGUGCGAUGGUGGACUCCCAAGUCGAGGCCAUCCUGCCUGCCCUGAGCCGCUGUCACCAGCUCAGGGACUUCACCAUCUCUGAGAACCCCCUCUCCAUGGGCACCGUAAAGAAGCUGCUGCGCCACACAGCUGUGCUGCCCAGUUUAGAGAGCGUACUGUCCCCCAUCCCCCUGGAGUGUUACAGGACCCAGGGGACGGUGGAUACGGAGAGACUUGCCCUGUUUGGGGAUGACUUAAUGGGGAUGCUGAGGGAGUUAGAACAUCCCAACACCAUCUGUCCUGGCACCAAGUACUGUCACUAA